CGCUCGCGUCUAGUGAUGUGUAUUUCGAAUAUUUUCGGUGAGCCGGCAUUUGUUGCUCCGUUCUCCUUAAAAUGGUAUCCCAGUUCGCAAUUUAAAUACUCAUUUUGACACAAUUCUAAUAUAAUAUGUAAACCCGACCAGUAUGGAUGACUUCGAGAAAAACAUUUAAAACCCCACAUCACUGCGUUAACUUUGCGCAGAUCGAGCUGUGACUAUUGGGUAAACUGAGAAGGGAUUCCCAUACUUUCUGAACACAUGUUUCAGAAGUUCAGUAGGGGACGGUCUGGUGAUAUAAGAGCGGUCCCACGUUGUAGUAACUGACAUAGCGUAGACGAACCUGGGGGCAAGCUGUAGACUUUGUGGAAGAAUUUAGAGAAUUGGCAAUAUGGUGAAUCAAGUGCAGACUGUUGAUGACACUUGGCGAAGAUGUAGCAAAAGCGACUCGAGUGGGGCGAGCAACAGUGGCGGCGAGAGUUCCAAGGAGAGCUCUCGCUCCUCCACGCCAGUGUUGGACACCGACCGCACAGAUAGACUACGCGAUAAGAUGCGUCGGCGGACGGAGUCGGGCGACCACUGGUUUUCACUGGAGUUCUUCCCCCCUCGUACUGCCAGCGGUGCCGUCAACCUCAUUUCUAGAUUUGAUCGAAUGGGUUCAGGGGGCCCCCUGUUCAUAGAUGUAACCUGGCAUCCAGCAGGGGACCCUGGUUCAGACAAGGAGACCUCCUCCAUGAUGAUUGCCAGCACAGCGGUCAACUACUGUGGCCUGGAGAGUGUACUGCACCUAACCUGCUGCAACCAGACCAAAGAGAAGAUCACUGGGUACCUGAGCAAAGCCAAACGCCUCGGCCUGAAGAACAUCAUGGCACUAAGAGGAGAUCCGAUUGGGACUGAUUGGGAAGAGGAAGAAGGUGGCUUCAACUAUGCCACAGACCUGGUUAAGCACAUCCGCUGCGAGUUUGAUGACUACUUUGACAUCUGUGUUGCGGGCUACCCCACUGGCCAUCCAGAGGCACAGAGUUAUGAUGAGGACCUGAAACAUCUUAAGGAGAAAGUGGAUGCUGGAGCAGACUUCAUAAUCACUCAGCUUUUUUUUCGGGCUGAUACCUUCCUCAAGUUUGUCAGGGACUGCAGGGCCAUAGGGAUUACCUGCCCCAUCCUACCAGGCAUCUUCCCUAUCCAGGGUUACCAGUCUCUUAGGCAGCUGGUCAAGCUGUCCAAGCUCGAAGUGCCUGAGGAAAUCAUGCGGGUCAUUGAGCCCAUCAAGGAAAACGACGCAGCCAUCCGCAACUACGGCAUUGAGCAUGCGGUGGGCAUGUGCCGCAUGCUGCUGGAGAGCGGCGAGGUGCCGGGCCUCCACUUCUACACACUGAAUCGCGAGGUAGCCACCAUGGAAGUACUGCGGCAGCUUGGCCUUUGGAUUGAGGACCCCAGGCGGCCUCUUCCCUGGGCAGUGAGUGCUCACCCCAAACGCAAAGUGGAGGAUGUGCGGCCCAUCUUCUGGGCCUCUAGACCCAAGAGUUACAUCUACCGAACGCAGGACUGGGAUGACUUUCCCAACGGCCGAUGGGGCAACUCAUCCUCUCCGGCUUUUGGCGAACUCAAUGAUUACUACCUGUUCUACCUGAAGAGUAAGUCGUCCAAAGACGCCCUGCUCAAGAUGUGGGGCGAGGAGCUGACCAGUGAGAAGAGUGUAUAUGAGGUCUUCACUAGCUACAUCAUGGCCGAGCCCAACCAAGCCGGACACAAGGUGAUGUGUCUGCCAUGGAAUGACGAGCCACUUGCCCCUGAGACCAACCUGCUGAAGGAUGAGCUGGCCAAGGUGAAUCGGCGUGGGGUCCUCACCAUCAACUCGCAGCCCAGCAUCAACGGCAAGCCCUCCUCAGACUCCAUUGUGGGAUGGGGCCCCCCAGGGGGCUAUGUCUUCCAGAAGGCCUAUCUGGAAUUCUUUACAUCAAGUGAAAAUGUCACUGCCCUGCUCCAAGUGCUGAAGAAAUAUGAGCCUCGCGUCAACUACCACAUUGUCAACGUACAGGGUCAGAAUACAACAAAUGCUCAUGACAUGCAACCCAACGCUGUGACGUGGGGCAUCUUCCCCGGCAGGGAGAUUGUCCAACCCACCGUGGUAGAUCCAGUCAGCUUUAUGUACUGGAAGGACGAGGCCUUUGCCCUGUGGAUCGAGCAAUGGGCCAAGCUGUAUGAAGAUGAGUCCCCAUCGCGUAUGAUCAUUAAGUACAUACAUGACAAUUACUUCUUAGUCAACCUGGUGGACAACGACUUCCCAUUGGACAACUGCUUGUGGCAGGUCAUUGAUGACAUGUUCGAGCUGCUUGACGUCAAUCCACUGGAGCAGCCUGUUGAGCAAGCCGCUGAGCAAUUUAUCCAGGAACAAUCGGCAAACUAACCGUGGUGAAAGUCUCUGACUGAGUUAUGGUGCUGCUACGAUUUUACUUUUUCCUCAAAGUUAACACUACCAGUUGAAGUAUUCUACCAUGGAGUACAUACUCCAAUAUUUGACUGAAGUGGUUUAAGCUUAGGGAUCUCUUUUGAUUAAUAGAUGGUGUACAAAUUGGCCAUCAUGUUAAAAUCACUAAGUUUAUCCAACAUUCGAGUUGUAUAGAGCAUAUCAGUUGUUUCAUUUACAUAAGCUCACUGUAGCUAAAUUGGCUACUAUCUAGAUCAUGAAAGAAUAGAGAAUAAAGACUAGUUUAUCAUUUUGAGGCCCAUUAUUUUCUUCCCCCACAGAUGAAUUUGUGGAUACCAUAUUUAUGUAACUGCGCUCAGUGUGAAGGAAGUUAGAAGUCACUAAUGAUGAAAUGCUUACUAGCUUAGCAUAAAGAGUGAAUGUUUACAAGUGCAGCUAGCAUGCCAGCUGUCCUCUUAGACAUCCAUUCUUUGUACUAACCCCAGUUAAAAAUAUUGCAAAUACUACAUGGCAUCUUCCUUCAAACUGCAUGCAUAUGCAUAUAUUUAUUCUAUUUUUUUCUACAAAAAGUUCAUCUGGCUCUGGGAAAGUAAAUAAAUGAUUGUUGCCAAAAUGUCUAACUAGAUGUCCUUAAUACAAAAAUGAAUGGCACAGGGGAAAAUGUUGUGCUUUUUAAAUCAUUUUAAAUUCUUUCAUGUAUUAAGUUAUGCAUCUACAUAUUUGAGUCGUAUCGUAUAUGACAUUUUAUGUUGUGUGAAAGAGCAUUAACACCUAUUUUAGUCUUACUUAGAGUUUUUAUCAGUACGCUAAUACUCCAACAGCCCUAAUGUAGUUUGACAAUGCUUUUGAUGCUGCACAUAAUAGGUGGUCGGAGUUAGCCUGAAUAUGCAUUAUUUCAUAGAGGAAAUGGAAUGACUAAUGUGACAAAUGGGUAAUUUGUCUUUUUUUCUAUGAAAUAAUGCAUAUUUUGGUUACCUGUUCUAUUGUGUGCACAUUCGGUUUUGUCCAAUUACAGUAGCCCUGUUGUCCAGAGUUAUACUGUUAACUAAAAUGACUAUACAACUGCCAAAAUUAUCACUGGUGUGAAAUAAGUUGUUUAGACCAAAGCAUUUUGUAAGACUAAACUAUAUUUUAAACCAAACCAUUGCACAAUGCAGGGAUAUUUCAAUAGGGUUACCAGAACGCAUAUGUAACGACAGACUUGAUUUGUGAUUACCAUUGUAAUCUGCCAUAUAUUGUAAUCUGACAAUAAUUUACUAGUAUAGUACCACGCUGUUGCUAAAAUAGUCUGGUGGUGUCACAUAAGGCCUUAACUACCAAGCAUUUAAUCAGUGUUCUCACUGCUUUAUUUUUGUUUUAUUUGUUGAUAUUUAUUACUGUUGGUACAACAUGGUUUGUUAAUAUCAAUUAAAAAAAACAUGCUCUCUACAUUGCAA
Molecule: messenger RNA, 3858 nt
Organism: Esox lucius (northern pike)
Lineage: Eukaryota; Metazoa; Chordata; Actinopteri; Esociformes; Esocidae
Gene: mthfr
Product: methylenetetrahydrofolate reductase (NAD(P)H)
Exons: 12
Coding region: 386-2401 (671 amino acids)
Biological process (GO): tetrahydrofolate interconversion
Cellular component (GO): cytosol
Molecular function (GO): FAD binding; methylenetetrahydrofolate reductase [NAD(P)H] activity
Source: RefSeq, a predicted model, not a curated record